AUGAACGGAGAUCUGUCCGAUUUUACUACGGCUACCGAUGCUAUUGAAGAAGGGGCGAACUUAAGCACAGAUACUGGUGGCUGGCCUUAUUUUCAUUUAUCAGGACAGGAAUACUGGGUAAUUGUUUUGAUCGUUGUUUCGUUUGGCUUGGUUGGAAACGUCUUUUCCUUCUUGCUGAUGAGCGACGGCCAAUUUUCUCUCCUGUCCUACCCAGUUUAUUUGAAAGCGCUCGCCCUGUCCGACAGCGUCCAAAUGAUUAUAAAGGUUGUCGAGGAGACCGAGCUGACGUUUGGUUAUACUCACGUCAGUCAUUUAAACAACAUCAUCUGCAAGCUUUGGCAAUACGUCAGAUACAGCACUAUGAUGCUGUCGCCAUGGUUGGUGGUUGGACUCAGUCUUGACCGGCUCGUCUGCGUGCUGUUCCCGAUUACACGUGACCGGUUCUGCACCAAGAAGAAGGCUUUGGUCAUCUGCUCCUGCCUCGCUCUGGUGUUCGCGGUGGUCAUGCUCCCAGUCCUGACCAGUCUUAGAGUGGAGGGGGGUCUGUGCGGGGGACGUCGUGUGUCAGAUGCGCUGAUCGCUUUGUUCAUCGCCAUCCGCUUGGUUCUGUCGUCGACUCUCCCCUGCCUGCUCAUCUUCAUCCUCAACGUCGCCAUUAUCGUCCGGAUUCGACGCAGCGCCACCUUUCGGAAGACGUUUACACCGAGUUCCGCUCGAAGCAACCAAGACAGCUCGACGCGCCCUCUGGUGUUGGUCUCGGUCAUUGCAUUCCUGACUCUCCUGCCUUUCUCCAUCGCAGAAUGUGUUCAGGUUCUACUCAGCUUAACCCAGAUUGAUCUAAAAGCUUUGCUUCUCACCAUGGAAUUGUGGCCGCUCUUUCAUCUCAUAUACAUGCUCAACUUCGGACUGAAUUUCUACAUCCUCGUCAGCAGCUCGGCCAACUACAGAAAGAUUCUCGCCGCUAAAAUUAGAUGCUCGCAUUGCAAACCGAAAACGCAGAUGCUUCAACGGAACAUGAGUACGAAUCCGCAAAAUGCGACUGUUACUACGUCUUUAGCUGACGUACCCACCGCCACAGCUGAACUUAGUAAAUGA
Molecule: messenger RNA, 1095 nt
Organism: Gigantopelta aegis
Lineage: Eukaryota; Metazoa; Mollusca; Gastropoda; Neomphalida; Peltospiridae
Product: allatostatin-A receptor-like
Exons: 1
Coding region: 1-1095 (364 amino acids)
Biological process (GO): G protein-coupled receptor signaling pathway
Cellular component (GO): plasma membrane
Molecular function (GO): G protein-coupled receptor activity
Source: RefSeq, a predicted model, not a curated record